Centruroides sculpturatus (bark scorpion) is the source of this 2089-nucleotide messenger RNA. RefSeq names its product noggin-2-like. The record is from RefSeq and is a predicted model, not a curated record. The coding region runs from base 736 to 1572 and encodes 278 amino acids. Gene Ontology annotation, biological process: negative regulation of cell differentiation; dorsal/ventral pattern formation; negative regulation of BMP signaling pathway. Lineage: Eukaryota; Metazoa; Arthropoda; Arachnida; Scorpiones; Buthidae. The transcript has 2 exons.
CUUAACGUUGUUUAGCUCUAUAAAACUUUUACACGUUUUAAAGCUUCGGGUUAAUAUAACCACGUGCGUAGUGUUCCUUUUUGCGCACGGCCACGUGCGGGUUGUUUUUCCUUCCCAUUGUUUACGUUGUUACACUUUGUUUACGAACUAUCGAUAGAUUCUAUUUUAAAAUCUCUUAUUCUUUGAAUUUUAAAAAGAAAUACACUUAAGUCGGUAAGCGGGCCCGAGUAUAUAUCUUGGUGAAAAUACAAACUUUAUAAAUAUCGGUAGAGACGUAGACCAAGAUAUUUAUUUGUACGAAGAAUGGGCUUUGUUGCCACUGGGUCGUGUCGUUGGCACCGAGAUGGCAAUGCGGAUGGUUGGUAAAUGGUUGAAAAACAGCCAUCGCUUUGACCUAUCUUCCGUCUUUCGCAAAAUUUCUGUCUAUAUAAGGAAACAAAGUCCUUAAGACAAUUAUUUUAUAUAUUUAAGUGUUAUAGACCGAACUGACGCCAUGUUACUUACCUACCUCCUUCAGACAAGGGUUGUCCCAUAGAUGCACUCGACUCACCUCUUGUCUAUUCCCCCUCCGAUUGAUUCCCCUCUUUUGAAAGCCGAAAGACGGGACAAGACGGCGACUAGCACGGCGUUUUUUCUUCAUUUCCUGUCUUCUAGUGCGUAAAAGUCGUGUCGUCACAAUGCCGGAACUGUUAAUUACGAUCUUUGGACCGGGCAGUAUAAAUAGGAGGCGUAAGAAUGAAAGCGAAUCUAUCGUCCUCCGACACGACGAGAAAGCGCUUCGACAUGAAGUGGUUUCUAAUGGUUACCAUGGUUAUCUUGCCCGUAAUAUCCGCAUCCGACCGCCAGAAAUUUGACCAGGAAUUUAAUAAGAAAUGGUUAAAAUUACCGAGCGGCGAGAAAUUAAUAAGGCGAGAACGUUCGGAUUUCGGGGACGGAGAACAACACGUUUUUACGCGAUUUGGAAAGAAACCCAAGAAGAAACACCUGGACAGAGACUACUUAAUGCAAAUUAUGGGAAACAGCUACGACGCGGACAGGCUAUCCGAAGAAGAACCUUCCGUUCUGACGGGCGCUUCGCCUAUCCCGCGCCUGGACCAAGUUACGGCUUCCUCCAGUUGGACCUUGCAGCGGGUCUACCGGGAACUGAUGGACUUGAAUUUAACGGCGGAAAUUCCUAAAUCCAACGCCGACGACGUCACCUUAAACGUCAUGAAACAGUGGUUGUUUCGGAAGGCGAUAUGCCCGGUGCGUUUCGCGUGGAAGGACAUAGGGCCUUACUUUUGGCCCCGCUGGUUAAAAAUAGGGGAAUGCGACGACGGUAAAUCGGCCUGUUCGUGGCCUUCGGGUAUGCACUGCGUGGCCGCCGAGACUAGUACGGUCCAGGUGCUCCGAUGGCACUGUUCUAGUUUCGGAAACAAGGGCAAAAAACACCGUUCCUCCUUAAAAAAGUCCUCUUCUUCCGGUUCCUCCAGGAAUAAAAAGAACUGGAAGAAAACGGUGGACGGAGACAGAAAAUGUCAAUGGAUAAAGGUCCCCUAUCCGGUUAUAAACGCUUGCACUUGCCAAUGCUAAAAUCGCUUUUUCUUUUAAAUAUAAGAAUAUGUUAACUCGAAAUGUAUGCAUUCGUAUAAAUAUAUUACAUGACAGUAUUUUUUGUAUGGUGUAACUGAAUUUUUAUACCGUUUUUUUAAUGCAAAACUCGUGGUUGUGAGAUUUUUGAAAAAAUCUGUUACAAUAAAUACGAUUUUGGUUAAGAAUUUGGUUGUGAUUAAAGUACAAGACUUUGGCUUAAAGUAUAUACACCAGGUCGACGGUAAAAAGAAAAUAUUCUGCUGGCCAGAUUCUAAAUAACUUAUGUAUUUGUUAAAUUUUAUUGUUGACAAUACGCAAUAUUCAUCUGGUUCUUUUGUUUUAUAAAAGCCGCCAUUUUGGUGGCAUUUUGAUCGAUACGAUAUUGUAUUUUUAAAAAUCUAAAUAAUAAAAUGAAAGGAUCGAAUUUGUAAUUUUGUCUUAGUUUUUGGCCCACUGAAGAUCGGGCCGGAAAAUUCAUUAAUAACCUGUCGGGUUCUACUAGCCUAAAUAUCAUUUU